GGCGGCGUCCAACCCCGGAAGCGAAAUCCCACGGUUCCGUGCAGUUCCUCCGGCUUUCUCCACCCCCUCCCCGGUGCAUCCUGCCUGUUCUGGGGUCCAGAAGCGUGUUACAGGGCGGGAUGGGCGGGAGAGCAGAGCCACGGCCUCUGCGGAGCAAGUGAAGAGCUGCGAGAAGUUCCCGGGGCGGCGCGCCUAGCCACGCAGGGGCGGUGGGAGCGCGGGCCCGGCCCCCGACGAGCGCGGACGGCAGAGCCGCCGCCUGACCGCGUGGCGCCCCACCACUGCGGCCGCGUCACCCUCGCCCCCCGGGGUCGCCAGCGCUGGCCCGAGCUCCUACUGACGGCACACUGAGCCCGGCGCACUUGCCGGCCUCGUCUCCAAUGAUUCAGAAGUCACGCCCGGCGCUGCUGCAGCCUCAAGAUGUCGGAGACAGGGUGGAGACGCUUAUGCUGCAUCCGGUGAUCAAAGCUUUCCUGUGUGGCUCCAUCAGUGGGACCUGCUCCACCCUCCUUUUCCAGCCCCUAGACCUCCUCAAAACUCGCCUGCAGACUCUCCAGCCCCCAGCCCAUGGAUCCAGGCGUGUUGGGAUGCUGGCUCUUCUCUUGAAGGUGGUUCGCACGGAGAGCAUUCUGGGCCUUUGGAAAGGGAUGUCUCCUUCCAUCGUGAGGUGUGUCCCCGGCAUUGGUAUCUACUUCGGCACCCUCUACUCCUUGAAGCAGUACUUUCUGCGAGGCCAUCCACCAACCGCCCUGGAGUCGGUCAUCCUGGGAGUGGGCUCUCGCUCAGUUGCAGGGGUCUGCAUGUCACCCAUCACUGUGAUCAAGACCCGUUACGAGAGCGGGAGGUAUGGCUAUGAGAGCAUCUACGCAGCCCUGAAGAACAUCUAUCGCAGCGAGGGGCACCGGGGACUCUUCAGUGGCCUGACAGCAACACUUCUGCGUGACGCACCCUUUUCUGGAAUCUACCUGAUGUUUUACAACCAGACCAAAAACAUCAUGACCCACGACCAGUUGGAUGCAGUCCUUAUUCCUGUUGUAAAUUUCAGCUGUGGGAUCUUUGCUGGUAUUCUGGCCUCCCUGGUAACUCAACCUGCGGAUGUCAUCAAAACUCAUAUGCAGCUCACCCCAAUGAAAUUUCGGUGGAUUGGCCAGGCGGUGACCCUCAUUUUCAAAGAUUAUGGGCUGCGUGGCUUCUUCCAAGGUGGCGUCCCCCGGGCCCUCCGCAGAACUCUGAUGGCAGCAAUGGCAUGGACAGUCUACGAGGAGAUGAUGGCCAAGAUGGGCCUGAAGUCCUGACCGAGAGGGGCCUGGGGACAGAUGGGCUCUGUUGCCUUGCCCGGCUCUUGCCAAGGGCUGCUCCGUCUCACUGUCCCGGAGUUAGAGGAUGUCCUGUCUGGAAAGCCAGGCAGCUACGUCACCUUCAGUUACCCAGUUUGAGUAGAGAAUAGAUGGGCCCGACUCAAGCCUUCAGGAUCUCCCGAAAGAGGUGUUACUGAUGCAUACCGCGCGCUAGGGAGUUAGGAGAGGGUUUGCCCAUCCUGCAGUACUUCUUAAAAAGGGGUUUCUGGAGAGAGCUCUGUCAGGUGGCUCCGCUUCACCUACACCCACCUACACCAGGCUGCCGUUUGGAUCUGUCCUUGGGCAAGGAAUCGCACCGCCAGAGAAUCCGCGGACUGGCGCUGCGGCCGAGGCGCUCCAGUGGGGGAAGCCCAUCUGCUGGGAGAGGGGUCCUUGUCACCAGGCUGAAGGCUGUGUCUGGGGUGCUGUUAGGAUGAGGGGAAAAAAGAUGUUGCUACUUAACUGGUGGUUACUUAAUCACCUGGAGAGCCUCUAAAGAAGUGGGGACAGUGGCUUCUUAGCCUCUAAGUGUCCAAAUAACGUUUUUUUGUUCUUGGCCUCUGCCCUGUUUUAAUUCUGAAUUGUUCUGGCUUUUUUUUUUUUUUUUUUUUUUCUGCUGCUAAAAUUCACAUAAAUAAAGUGAAGCACUUUAUCACUGAAAACUGUUUGGAAAACCUCAA
Molecule: messenger RNA, 2017 nt
Organism: Lynx canadensis (Canada lynx)
Lineage: Eukaryota; Metazoa; Chordata; Mammalia; Carnivora; Felidae
Gene: SLC25A38
Product: solute carrier family 25 member 38
Exons: 7
Coding region: 381-1295 (304 amino acids)
Biological process (GO): glycine import into mitochondrion
Cellular component (GO): mitochondrion; mitochondrial inner membrane
Molecular function (GO): glycine transmembrane transporter activity
Source: RefSeq, a predicted model, not a curated record